AUGUCCGCUGACGCAGUGCCUCAAGUCGAGGGCGGACUCGAGAGCCAUGUCACGGUCCAGAAGCGAGCCUACUACUCGCCUCCUUGGGCUGAUGUCAGCAUUAUCGGCGUCGCUGGAAGCUCGGGCUCGGGCAAGUCGACUCUGUCCCAGGCCAUUGUCAAGAAGCUUAAUUUGCCCUGGGUCGUCAUCUUGUCAAUGGACUCUUUCUACAAGACAUUGACGCCCGAGCAGUCGAAGCUGGCCUUUGCCAAUGAGUACGACUUUGAUUCGCCCGAUGCCAUCGACUUUGACGUUUUGGUCGACAAGUUGCGGGAUCUUAAGGCCGGAAAGCGGGCUGAGAUUCCUGUCUACUCAUUUGCCAAGCACCAGCGGCUGGACCGCACCACCUCUAUUUAUUCGCCCCAUGUGUUGGUUCUUGAGGGUAUCUUUGCUCUGUACGACCCUCGCGUCUUGCAGCUCCUUGAUAUGGGUAUCUACUGCGAAGCUGAUGCCGAUACCUGCCUGUCGCGACGGAUCGUUCGUGACGUGCGAGAGCGUGGCCGAGACAUUGAGGGUAUCAUCAAGCAAUGGUUUGGUUUCGUGAAGCCCAACUUCGAAAAGUAUGUUGAGCCGCAGCGCAAGGUGGCCGACCUGAUUGUGCCAAGGGGCAUUGAGAAUCGGGUUGCCCUAGACAUGAUGGUCCAGUUCGUCGAGAAGAAGCUCUUCGAAAAGUCGAGGCACCAUCGAGAAGCCCUAUCCCGUCUCGAGGCGGCUAGUAAGGAUUCGCCGCUUUCUGAUCGGGUUGUGGUUCUACACCCUACACCACAGCUCAAGUUCAUGAACACUAUCCUCCAAGAUAUGGAUACUGAUCCCGAGGACUUCAUCUUUUACUUUGACAGACUUGCCAGUCUCAUCAUUGAACAAGCUUUGAACAAUGUUCAAUUCGAGUCUGCAACCAUUGAAACUCCCCAAGGAUACAAGUAUCAAGGUCUUGUACCGAAGGGUGAGGUCUGUGCCGUGAUCGUGCUCCGCGGAGGUUCGGCGUUCGAGCCGGCGCUACGAAAGACGAUCCCUGACUGCCGCACGGGCCGAAUGCUCAUCCAGUCCGACUAUUCCACGGGCGAGCCGGAGCUGCACUACCUGCGGCUGCCAGACGAUAUCGCAAGGCAUGAGAGCGUCUUGCUUCUGGACACUCAGAUGGCGACCGGUGGCUCGGCGUUGAUGGCGGUCCAGGUCCUGGUAGACCAUGGAGUCCAGCAGGAGCGUAUUGUGCUGGCAACGUAUGCGGCGGGCAAGGUUGGAAUUCACAGGUUGACAUCCGUGUUCCCAGACAUCACGGUGGUGGUCUGCAACAUGCUCGACUACCAGCAGCAGCGAUGGGUUGAGCAAAGAUAUUUCCGUUGCUAA
Molecule: messenger RNA, 1386 nt
Organism: Fusarium keratoplasticum
Lineage: Eukaryota; Fungi; Ascomycota; Sordariomycetes; Hypocreales; Nectriaceae
Product: Uridine kinase
Exons: 9
Coding region: 1-1386 (461 amino acids)
Cellular component (GO): cytoplasm
Molecular function (GO): kinase activity; ATP binding
Source: RefSeq, a predicted model, not a curated record